UGAGGUUUACAGCAAAUAAAGGUAGCCAUUGGGCUCUUGGUACAUAUUUCUAGUGGCGAAGACCCGUUUCCUUUUCGUUGGUACGGAAGCCGAGAGAAGACUGGUUGGUUACGCGGCGGCGGUGGGUCUCCACCCGAGAGUAUGGCGGCCAGGAUUGUAUUGGUGAGCGCAUAAGGAACGGGAAGAGAUGGUGAAAAUAAUCAAAGAAGAACGCUUGUAUUAUUAACUUUUAAAAUAGGAUUUAUUUAUCAACAUUUGUUGAGUUAAUACGCGACAGUCUUCUUGCAGAAUCCAUCAUCAGGAGCCGUCCUGUUUUUUCUCCAAUGUCUUCGCUGGAGCAAGUUUUGUAUUUAUGAUCCAUAGAAUGGUAAGCGAAGCAGAUGAAAAACCGCACGUUUCACAUUGUCCCGCGUUUUGAUAGCUUGUAAUGCACAUUUUGAAGUUGCAAUAGUUUGGAUGCAAAUUGUCAUGUCUGGAAUGCCUGGGGGAAUUUCUACAAUGAAAUCCAUCUUCGGUCAGCAAGGCUUUGUGCUCUGCUUUUGUAUUUGCCAUUGCUGAACGGUGGUAAGGAAGGCAAUAUUUUUUAUAUCCGUUCAAAAUGGAACACGAAUAAAUGCCAUUUGCGCGGGGAUAUUCUACUCUGUCUCGCGGAGAGUGAUAGCUUUCGACAAUCUCUUGAAAUCAUCAACUAACAAGGGAGCAAUGCGCGAGUACAAAGUGGUGGUCCUUGGCAGCGGUGGGGUCGGGAAAUCCGCCCUCACUGUUCAGUUUGUCACCGGGACUUUUAUUGAGAAAUACGACCCGACCAUAGAGGAUUUUUACCGCAAAGAAAUCGAGGUGGAUUCCUCACCCUCUGUUCUGGAGAUUCUUGACACUGCUGGUACUGAACAGUUCGCAUCCAUGCGGGACCUUUACAUCAAAAAUGGCCAAGGCUUCAUACUGGUCUACAGUCUUGUCAACCAGCAGAGCUUCCAAGACAUCAAACCAAUGAGGGACCAGAUCAUCAGAGUGAAAAGGUACGAGAAGGUCCCAGUGAUCCUGGUGGGGAACAAGGUGGACCUGGAGAGUGAGAGGGAGGUGUCGGCCAGCGAGGGCCAGGCUCUGGCCGAGGAGUGGGGCUGCCCCUUCAUGGAGACCUCGGCCAAGAGCAAAACCAUGGUGGACGAACUGUUUGCCGAGAUUGUUCGGCAGAUGGACUACGCCGCCCAGCCAGACAAGAAUGACCCAUGCUGCUCCUCCUGCAAUAUACAAUAGCCCCAAGGCCUAGGGGGACGCCAGGGGAGAAAGGACAUAGCCCUAGGGCGACGCCAGGGGAGAGAGAGGACAUAGCCCCAGGGCCUAGGGCGACGCCAGGGGAGAGAGGACAUAGCCCUAUGGCGACACCAGGGGAGAGAGGACGUACCCCCAGGGCCUAGGGCGACGCUAGUGUCCAGUGGAGAGAGAACAUAGCCCCAGGGCCUAGGGUGACGCCAGGGGAGAGAGGGAGUCUGCAUACAGGAAGAUUCACAGAGAGGAGGACAAUACUUACACCAACAACAUCGACGAUUAACAAACUCAUGGUAGAAAUGUGGUGGAAUUGAACUCUUUGGUGCAUAAAAUCAGUCAUGAUGUAAUUAAUAAUAAUGAUAUGUUCAUAAUUAAUAGAAUUAAAUGAGGAAUUCAAAGGAUUUGCCUCAAGAGAAAUUGACAAACAAACAGGACUAAAGAAAAGUGCACUCGCUUUAUAUUAUCCUGUUUUCUCUGUCUUGAGUCGUCUGUCGGAAUUACUGAACAGGAUGUGUACUCUUUAUGCUAUUCUGCGAUCAUUAAUAUGUUUCUUUAACAGUUUUAGUUUUGUUGAUAUGACCCAGUUUCUCUCAGCACAUCGAGCUGGAGCCUUCUUUCUCCAUUUUAACUGACAGAGCAGAGCAGAAGAUAGCAACUGCACCCGCCUCAAGAGGAGGUAAUCCCUCAGAACCACUUGUUUGAAACAUUGAUGAGUAAUUGAUUUGUGUACUAGGUUUCUCUGUGCAGGAAAAGAGAAAGUCUACCUACCUUUAUCCAAUGAGAUGUUUUGUACUCAUCACUAGGCCAGAAUCAAAGAGGUGACUUGAAAGAGCCUCUUUUUAAUUUUCUCUUUUAUUUGUUUUGAGGAAGGGGGAAAAAACUGGUGGAAAAGACAGUCUUGCUUCCUGUUUUCUCCUUUUGGAGGUGUUGUAUUAAGUGUAGCAGAGGUGUCUGUCACAUAAUCCUGUUUUCUCCUUUUGGAGGUGUUGUAUCAAGUGUAGCAGAGGUGUCUGUCACAUAAUCCUGUUUUCUCCUUUUGGAGGUGUUGUAUUAAGUGUAGCAGAGGUGUCUGUCACAUAAUCCUGUUUUCUCCUUUUGGAGGUGUUGUAUCAAGUGUAGCAGAGGUGUCUGUCACAUAAUCCUGUCAUUUGUUUUGGUUUCAGAAAGUUCUGAAGACAGAUUGCUGAAUAUUGUAACCGUUUCAUUCAGAUAGGAUUAGGAUAACUCCAUCUUUCAGUAUUUGAAUAUCUCUACAGACUCUAGAAACGGUUUACUUUUCAGGAAUGGGUGCCAUCCCUCAUCAUCCUCUCCAUUGAAUUUUAUUUUGAUUGGGUAUCACAAUGAAAUGGGGUGCAACGUUUUAUCAACAUCCCACUCCUCUUUAAGUAUUCAGAGUAUUCAAAUGUAUAGUAGUAACAGUAAUGAUGAUGAUGUUGAUCAUUAUAAUUGUUAUUUAACAGUAGUGUAAAUAUUUUGUCUGGAAAAUGCCAGCUCCUAUGAAGACACUGACUGAACUGCUGUCAACUGUAUGAGUGGAGGCUGCUGAGGGGAGAACAGAAUUUUAAUAAUGGCUGUAACGGAGCAAAUGGAAUGGCAUCAAACACCUGAUAUCAUUCCACUGAUUCCGUUCCAGUCAUUACCACGAGCCCAUCCUCCCCAAUUAACGUGCCACCAACCUCCUGUGAACUGUAUGCAUGGCUAGUAAACAAAAAAAAGCUUACUUUAUCGUUUGGGAUGAUUAUAGGCUGUGUAAACUUACAAACCAGACACAUACACAUCUGGGUCCGGACUGUCUCAACUAUACAUGGUUGUAGGCCACGGGGAGCCAGACCUUCCCUGGGUUACCAUUUUCAUUGCUCAUUUGAUCUUUUUUUAUGUCACCAUUUACUCUUUCUCCCUCCCUAAAUGAAUGGAGGAAUGACACUUUCAUUUAGCACCUAAACAAUAAAAGUGUGUUUAACACAAUGCA
Molecule: messenger RNA, 3235 nt
Organism: Salvelinus namaycush (lake trout)
Lineage: Eukaryota; Metazoa; Chordata; Actinopteri; Salmoniformes; Salmonidae
Product: ras-related protein Rap-2a-like
Exons: 2
Coding region: 703-1254 (183 amino acids)
Biological process (GO): Rap protein signal transduction; negative regulation of cell migration
Cellular component (GO): plasma membrane
Molecular function (GO): GTPase activity; GDP binding; GTP binding
Source: RefSeq, a predicted model, not a curated record